CUGGGAGGGCUAGAAGGCCCGUGAUCAGACUCUCGCCAAAUCUCCAUUUCUUCGACCACUUCUCCCUCGGCGACUAAAAACCAAACACCUGAAGCCCACCUCCGGUCUUCCCCAUUUCUCGCCUCCGCGCUCCCAAAUCGGAUGGAGCUCCCCAGUGGGAGCCUCUUCCUGCUGGGCUUUCUUCUCCUCUUCGCCGCCUUGCUCGAUCUGGCGGCGGCCAUCCGGUUCCCCGACCGGAUCCCAGAGUCCGGCCGCCGGCAGCCGAACCAGCCCCUCAGGGUUGCCGUCUUCGCCCUUGGGAGCUUCUGGCGUUCCGAGGCCACCUUCGGAUGCCUCCCCGGCGUCGUCCGGACCUCGGUCGGUUAUGCCGGCGGGUCCAAGACCAACCCGGAGUACCGAAACCUUGGAGACCACGCCGAGAGCGUCCAGGUUGAAUAUGAUCCCAAGUUGAUUCAAUUCAAGCAGCUUUUGGAUGUCUUUUGGGCUAGUCAUGAUCCUAGGCAGGUUUUCGGCCAAGGACCAGAUGUAGGAAACCAGUAUAGAUCAAUUAUCUUCACAAAUGGAACGCUAGAGGCUAGAUUAGCUGCCGCAAGCAAAGAAAGGGAACAGACCAAGAGUAGGGGCAGUAUUGUGACUACACAAAUCCAACAACUAGGAACAUUCUAUCCUGCUGAAUCUGAACACCAGAUUCGAGAUAGAAUGAAGAUCUCAAUUCUGGCAAUGGUGGUGGUAAGGAGCUUAACUCUGAUGACGGGAAUAUUGAGAAGCACGGGCAGUUUAUUACCUAGAAGCUCUGAAAUGUUGAAUGAGAGGCAUGGGAAGAAACACAAUAUAUAGUUUGUUUUGGAUGAUGGAAAAUCAGCUUGGUGUUCUAUUGGGGGAUUUUUGGGACAAGAGAGGUCUUGAUUUGCAAACAUGUCAAAGAGGGGUCUGUAUAUGCAGUUAAUUUAUGAAGGAAAGAGUUAAUGGAAAAAGCCCAAUAGGGAUCUUUUGACAAGAAUAUCAGCAUUUUAUCUUUUCUAUUGAACCAAAAGGAUAGCUUGAUCUCUUUCUUUUUCACUACUGAAUAACUUAAAAAGAGUUGCUAAGUGGUUUCUAGACCUUGUCUGAAAGAAUGUGGUUAGGGAACAUAAGCAGCAAGAGAAUGGUGGUAAUAGACAAGGGAGAGGAUAUUGUGGUGAUUAAGUUGGCCUGCUAAUUGAAACUCACAAAAGACAAUAUGAAAUGGAUGGAGGUGUUUAGGUUAUACAGGGUAAUAUGUUUUUUAACUUGAAAAAAAUAUUAUAGAUAUUGACCCAAGGAUAGUGAUCAGAAUUACUAAGAAAAUUGCAACAAAAUUAGUUAUGUUAUAAGAAAUGGGUAACAAGGGGAGAAUCAGAACUACUAUGGAUCUUAUAUUUGUCUUAAUUGAAGAAGGUAAUUAGAUUUUUUUCACAAAACUCUAUCUGGUAAAAACAGGAUUUGAAAUGAUGGUAUUAAAUUAAAUAUAAGGGAGUAAAUUGAAUGACACCGAGGAUUCUCUUUUUAAUAAUUUGGGGUCCCAGAGGUUGUGUUCAGUGUGGAGUGUGGAAAAAAAAACCCUAGUUUGAUGAAUCUUCAUUCCUGUUUUUUCAGUGGUUCAAAUCACUUUAUAUGUUAGUCUAGAGAGGUCUUCCGAACCUUGGGUUUUUAUGAAGUUAUCAUUUUGUUUGAAGUAGGAAACACCAUAGGAGACUGGGCUUGAUGUAAAGUCUGAGCAUGAAAAGCAAUCCAGCUAGCUGAAAGCAGGGAAGGUUAGACUAGGCUUUUAAAUAGGUAACGAAGUAUUCACUGUUGAGAAGAUUAAUUUGGUUCUUUGAAAUAAGUACUAGCAUGUAUCUUCAGAUGAUCUGAUAUCUGUUUUCUGGUUAGAAAAGUAUCUAAGCAGAGAGGAGUAGAAGGAUUGGAAGGAAUUUGGAGGACAACUCUAGGAGCAAUGUCAAGUCUACUUCAAACCAAUAAGUAUUUAGCCCUUGAAUGUUGACAAUUCAUUAUAAUUUCUUGGUCUUCCCAAUAACCAUAAAAGCGCAUACAAAUUCUAUCCUUCAUGUUGAUUCUAAAAUGUAACUACUGUUAUAUGCUAAUGUGCAACAGACACCCAGGGCAACACCAAUAAAAAGGUUGGUUUAGAGAGUGAGAAAUGAGAAAAGGCCUAAAAUAUCAUGGCUAGAAAGUUGGGAAAGGAUUUGAGAACUGGUGCUGAAAAAGGACCUUAUUCCUAAUGGGAUUGAAUAUGAAGAAACAUUAAUAAAGUCAGCCCAGACAAUUGGCAAUGGCACAAGACUUCUACAGCUCAUGAUUUUUACAAAAAACUAUGAGCUGACCAUCCACCUAUUUUAACUUCUGGGUAAGAUUCCAGCUCUCUGUUGCUUAAUCACCUUGACAAAGACCUUACAACAAAGUAGUGAACUACCAUAUUAUUUAUGAACCAAACUAGACAUGGAUCUGGUGGUUGUAAGUUUUGACAACUUGAACAACACAGUUUUGGACAUUGGUCCUAUAUCGGCUGAUCCAUUAAUGUGGAUGGUUCCAAUUGAUAUAAAAAUUUAGGCUAUAUUGUGUUAUACAAACCUAUUAUGCAGCUGAUUCAAUUGUUGAUUGAAUGGCUUUCCAUGAAUAAAUUAUCUGACUUAUGAUCAGGCAUGUCCUGCAUGUGCCAUACAGCAGAUGGUUAUGCAUGCUUCUACGUGCCUUCAUCAGAUUUAUGUGAUAAGUUUCACCCAUUUCCAAUAGGCUUCUCGUGAGUCAUGUGACUGUCUUUUGCCAAGCCUUAGUAGUUAGACUUAGGCCCUAUUUAGUAUUGCAGUUGGAGGGUUAAAAAGUACUUUCUAGAGGGCGAAAAGUUUUUUUUGGAUUAUUUUGAGAUGUUUGGUAAAAAAUUUAAAGCUCUUUAUAGCCUCCAAAA
Phoenix dactylifera (date palm) is the source of this 2923-nucleotide messenger RNA. RefSeq names its product peptide methionine sulfoxide reductase A5. Gene Ontology annotation, biological process: cellular response to oxidative stress. Gene Ontology annotation, cellular component: cytoplasm. The record is from RefSeq and is a predicted model, not a curated record. Gene Ontology annotation, molecular function: peptide-methionine (S)-S-oxide reductase activity. Lineage: Eukaryota; Viridiplantae; Streptophyta; Magnoliopsida; Arecales; Arecaceae.